Molecule: messenger RNA, 714 nt
Organism: Rhodamnia argentea
Lineage: Eukaryota; Viridiplantae; Streptophyta; Magnoliopsida; Myrtales; Myrtaceae
Product: glutathione S-transferase U8-like
Exons: 2
Coding region: 19-714 (231 amino acids)
Biological process (GO): glutathione metabolic process
Cellular component (GO): cytoplasm
Molecular function (GO): glutathione transferase activity
Source: RefSeq, a predicted model, not a curated record
GCGACCGUGUUUGCAUAGAUGGGUGAAGAAUUGAAACUAUUGGGUGCGUGGGGGAGCCCAUUUAGCCGGCGAGUCGAGAUAGCUCUGAAGAUCAAAGGGGUCGAAUAUGAGUACUCGGAGGAGGAGGACAUACUCCACAGCAAGAGCGCUUUGCUUCUCAAGUACAACCCAGUGCACAAGAAGGUACCCGUGCUCGUUCACAAUGGUAAGCCCAUUGCGGAGUCCCUGGUGAUUCUCGAGUACAUUGACGAGACAUGGAAGGACAACCCGAUCAUGCCGCGAGAUCCGCACGAGAGAGCGUUGGCUCGUUUCUGGGCUAAGUUCUUCGAUGAAAAGUGCUUGCCGGCUCUAUGGAAGUAUUGCUGGAGCUUUGGGGACGAACAAGAGAAGGCAUAUGAAGACGCAUGCGGGGUCCUGAAAACUCUCGAGGGCGAGCUCAAGGACAAGAAGUUCUUCGGAGGCAACAACCUCGGGUUCGUGGACAUCGCCGCCAACUUCCUGGGAUUCUGGAUGGGAGUCAUCCAAGAAGCAGGCGGGUUCGAUAUCCUAAACCCCGAUAGGUUCCCCAGGUUGUGCAGGUGGGCUGAAGGGUUCCAGAGUUGCCCGGUCGUCAAGGAAAACCUCCCUCCGAGAGACAGACUCUAUGCCUUCUUCAAGGCCCACUUCGAGAAGAUCAGUCGCUCGAAGGAUGCCGAAGUAGCCUCGCGCCAUUAG